AUGGGAGAAAGGCCAACAAUCCGUCAGAUCCGAUGGAUCUUGACAGGGAAGAGGUACUUCCUUGUUAUUGAUGAUGUAUGGAAAGUACAAGACUGGGAAUUUAUCAACGCAGCUUUUCCUGACAAUUAUAAUGGUAGCAGAAUAAUUGCUACUACACGCAUUGCCAAUGUAGCCAAGUCAUGUUGUUCGAACUCAUGUGGCCGGCUCUAUCAAAUGCUACCUUUGAAUGAUGUUGAUUCCCGAAUAUUGUUCUUUAAGAGAUUUUCUGACUCGGAAAGCUCCUUCCCUCCUCAACUCGAAAAAGUUUCAGCUAGGAUCUUAAAAAAAUGUGGUGGUCUUCCAUUGGCUAUAAUUACAAUUGCGAGUUUGCUAGCCAAUAAACCUCAAAACGCAGAUGAAUGGGAGAGACUCCAAGAUUCCAUUGGUGCAGGUCUUUCAUAUGAGAGUGAUGAUGGUGGAAAGGGUAUGGCACAUAUAUUGUUACUUAGUUAUUGGGUUCUCCCGCACCACUUGAAGACUUGUUUGUUGUACUUAUGUAUAUAUCCAGAGGACGCGAAAAUCUCGUGUGAAGAACUGAAAUGGAAAUGGAUAGCCGAAGGGUUUAUUACUUCAAAGCAGGGAAAUUUGUAUCAAGAAGCAGAGAGUUGUUUUAACGAACUUGUCAAUAGAAGUAUGCUCCAGAUGGUUAAUGUUGACAGUUUUGAAGAGAAGUAUUGUCAGGUUCACGAUAUGGUGCUUGACCUUAUAAUUUCUCGGUCAACUGAAGAGAAAUUUGCCACUGUUUUGAAUGGUGUGUGCAAUUCGUUGCCAACCAAGAUGCGUCGACUCUCCCUGCAAUCUAGUGGGCUUGAACAGAAAGGGGCAAUCCAAGCCAUCAUAAGAAGCAAGUUACAUGUUCGCUCAUUGAAUGUGUUUGAAGAAACAAAGGAUAUACCACCACUCGUGGACUUCCUGUCCUUGCGUGUGUUUGAUAUAUACAGGGAUUAUUCGUCAUGGGAAAACAAGCAUAUAAGAAACAUAGGAAGUUUCUACCAACUGAGGUAUUUGAGGAUGAGCGCACUAGGAAUCACAGAGCUUCCUGCUGAUAUUGGAAAACUACAGAACAUAGAGACACUUGAUUUGCGGGGAAGUCGUAUUAGAAGACUGCCAUCAACAAUAGCCCAGCUACAGAAACUGGUACGCCUAUUGAUUGACAACGAUGACUUUGUGUUUUCUGCUGAUAUGUUUGGGAACAUGCGAGCCCUGGAGGAAGUGUCAGAUAUCUAUAAAGUUGACAACCCUGAAUUUUUUUUGGAAGAGUUUGGACAUCUAACAAAAUUGAGAAAGAUUUCGAUGAGUAGGUUAUGGGGGUGGUGGCAUGUGAAUUUCGGGAAUGUUAAAUGCUAUCGAGAAGCACUGGGGUCAUCUCUAAAUAAGUUGGGUAAAUACAGCCUUCAGUAUCUUCAUACUAACGGAGAUAUGGGAAACAUUAUAUUUAGGGAUCCAUGUUGCACCUUUCCACACCUCCAAGAUCUUAAACUGGUGCAUGACAUGGAAAGGAUUCCCAAGGGAGUGGCCUCCCUAACCAACAUCGUGAAAUUGGAGAUAGCAGUCACACAAUUUGAUGAAGAAGGUCUCCACAUUCUCAUGGGUAUGCCUUCUCUGGCCUAUCUCCAGCUAACGGUAGGGUUUCGUGGCGCCAUGAGUCCCAUGACUAUUAGUAGUAACGGAUUCAAGCUCCUAGAGGUGUUCCACUUCCACUGUAACAUAUCAUACGGAGAAGUGGGGAUAGAAUUUGCAGCAGGUGCUAUGACAACACUCCGGCGGCUCCAUCUUUCCUGGCACGCAAGGCUAGUUAGGUUGAGUUCUAGUGAUGAUGUUGGCAUGGGCAUCCAGCAUCUUUCAAGCCUUACGCAAAUCCAGGUCGAAACUUGGUGUGUUGGUGCAACUCUAGAGGAGGUGGAGGCCCUGGAGGGUCCCGUUGAAAAAGCAGUCACCUUGCACCCCAACCGUCAGACUCUUCAACUCCAUCUCCAUAGAAAAGACGAACAUCUUAUGUUCAAGGACGAGGAGGAAAGGAAGAGGGGAAGGCCCGCUGGUUUCUUCGUUCCUUUGGCCAUGUUGGAGGAGAAUGCGCUAGAGAAGCAAGAAGAUCAAGUGAGCUGA
This is a messenger RNA of Triticum turgidum subsp. durum (durum wheat), 2145 nucleotides long. NCBI's taxonomy places the organism in Eukaryota, Viridiplantae, Streptophyta, Magnoliopsida, Poales, Poaceae. The record is from the annotation of a GenBank genome assembly.